This is a messenger RNA of Pieris macdunnoughi, 1185 nucleotides long. The record is from the annotation of a GenBank genome assembly. Lineage: Eukaryota; Metazoa; Arthropoda; Insecta; Lepidoptera; Pieridae.
AUGGGAAUGAUAUCUCGGGUACGCGGGCGAAUAAGAAGUGAUUCUUUCUCGAAAAUUCAAAUGAAGUCUGAAGAUAAAAUUGCAAAUAUUGUGUGGCUUAUUUCUCUGGUAAUGUUACUACCAUAUUGGGCACCUCGUGGGUUACUUGUGGCCCUUGGAGGCGCCUGGUUGAUGGCUGCAUAUACUUGCUUCGUAGUACCUAUCUUGAUCUCUGCAAACUAUCGGUACCCUGCUAGAUGGUAUCCAGCGGUCGUGAAAAUUGCACGAAAGAUUAUAAGAAGACUCCGUGGUCCGGUAGAACGCGUCCUGUUCAUAUUUAAAGCAGCCUAUUCACCUAUAGGUCGAGCGGAACGACUCUAUCUGCAACUCAACAAUCUUUCUACGAUGAUAAGCCAGUUGCUCAUCUUCACAGCCUGCGAUCGCCUCCUGGUUUCACGUGGACGAUUGACCUGCCUUUACUCGCUCAUGUUCUACAACGUGAUUACCUACUCCGUCAACUACAUACGAGAAAUAUGCACUAAGGAAGACUGGACUCCCUACGUCAAUGUGACGCGUCAUUCCCAAGUUAAGCACCUCGCGAUGUCCGCCACAAAGAUUGUUCUCGAAUGGACUAAAGUUGUCACCUUCAUUGUUACAAUGACUUUCAUACUCCUGACUCUGGGUCUAGAGCAGGGUUUGGAGCAUUACAGACCCACUCUGUUAUAUUGCCUCAUAACGGGUAUUUAUUACCUAUUAACAGAAAAGACAUUCCUCGAGUUAUGGCCAUUAGUUCUUAGUGCUCUCAAGUUGGAGAGACUAGAAGGUAUGGAGACCUUAUAUUGUGGGGUUUGGGCUAGGAGCGUUACUACUUUUAUUGCUGUACCAUUAGUACCAGCUUUAGCUUGGGGCGAGCGAUGGAGGCUGGCACUUCUAGUCGCUUACGUCUGCGUAUACAUUCAUGGACGAUAUAAGCUUGGAGAGGCGUUGACUAAGUUCAACGAAGCUUGUGAUUCGUUAGCCAGGUUUCGAAAGGCGACGCCAGAAGAAUUAUCCACUUUAGAAGAUGUGUGUGCGGUGUGCCUUGGGGCCAUGAAGUCGGCUCGAGUGACACCAUGCGCUCACUUCUUCCAUGCUGACUGCUUAAGGAGAUGCUUGGCUGCAAUUGACAGAUGCCCGAUAUGUGUAAGGCCGUAUGUAUUCUGUUGA